AUUCGUGUUUUCGACGUCCCUACCCUACGCUUUCCCCAUCGUGUUGUAGUGAACGUUCCCGGUUUUGCCAAAGCCGUUUACAUGCAUGGCCCAAUCUUGAUCAAAUCACAAUGA
Capsella rubella is the source of this 114-nucleotide messenger RNA. RefSeq lists its product as uncharacterized. NCBI's taxonomy places the organism in Eukaryota, Viridiplantae, Streptophyta, Magnoliopsida, Brassicales, Brassicaceae. The record is from RefSeq and is a predicted model, not a curated record.